Molecule: messenger RNA, 2576 nt
Organism: Geodia barretti
Lineage: Eukaryota; Metazoa; Porifera; Demospongiae; Tetractinellida; Geodiidae
Source: the annotation of a GenBank genome assembly
CUCGUGCAGUUCUUCGGGGAGCGCGGGUUGACGAGAGAAAUUUAGUAUCUGCGGAUGUCUUCUUCGCUCCGUCUGUCUGCUAUUACUCGUCGGCGGAAGCGGCGUUUCCCGCAAUCGCCGUCCGACACGCCGUCGAACGAUAUUCACUCGACGCCAUUUCUGCAGGCGAUGCUUGCUGAUCGCACAAAGCCGUCGUGUGCGUGUCUAGCCGCCGCUUGAGGAAACAGUAGACGUGCGCCGGAGGUCAGCUCCGGAGACGCGGGGUCCGCGGAGUUUGUCGCGGGCGGCGCACACUCUCUCCAGACAACACAAUUAGUCGUCUGGGCGGCUUCUGAUUGGUUGGCUGGAUCGGCCGGCCGACCGCCCGCAUUGUGUCUCGUGUAUUGCGACGGUUCGGCGCCACUUCAAAGACAUUUCCUGAUGUCUGGCGAUAAAGAAUGUAAUAUCGCGGAGAGGGGACGCCCCUAGUAAUUAGUUGGCUUGGUGCGCCAGUAAAUUUCACAUUCGCUCAAUUAGAGAGAGGUUGUGCGGUGUCCAGGCAACGAAACAAAAUCAACGUGGACAAAGAAAGGAGAAGGCUACGGAAGGAUUGUGUACGAGAUGUCAACUACAGAUGUGGAAGAACACGUUCUAAGAAACUACGAAAUUCGUCGGCGUAUCGGCAAAGGAGCCUAUGGGAUAGUGUGGAAGAGUGUGGAUCGGAGGACUGGAGAGAUAGUAGCGCUAAAGAAGAUCUUUGAUGCCUUCUCGAACGCCACAGACGCUCAGAGGACUUACAGGGAGGUCAUGUUUCUUCAGGCAUUCUCGUCCCACGAGAAUGUGGUACAGCUCCUGAAUGUCGUGAGGGCAGCCAACGACGUGGACUUGUAUCUGGUGUUUGAGUUCAUGGAUACAGAUCUGCACGCGGUCGUCAAGAACAGACUCCUCCAGCCUAUCCACCACCAGUACAUCAUGUAUCAGCUGUUGAAAGUGAUGAAGUUCAUUCACUCAGGACACUGUAUCCAUAGAGACCUCAAGCCUAGCAACAUCCUAAUCAACCCUCACUGCCACAUAAAGCUGGCAGAUUUCGGCCUGGCUCGCUCCCUCUCUCUUCUCCCUCCCUCCUCCUCCAACCAGCCUGACGUCAGCCUGCCAGCCAUGACUGACUACGUGGCCACUCGCUGGUACAGAGCCCCAGAGAUACUGCUGGGAGGACAGCUCUAUACCACUGGUGUUGACAUGUGGUCCACUGGCUGCAUUCUAGCAGAGAUGAUUGCAGGGAGACCUCUGUUCCCGGGUUCAUCGACGAUGAACCAGAUAGAGAGGAUAAUGGCAGUUCUCCCGCAGCCGUCGAGACAAGAGAUAGAGGCAGUUGGAGCUCCUUAUGCCAUGGCCAUACUGGGACAACUGCCUCGCAGACGGAACUACAGACUGUCUCAACUCCUGCCAACUGCUUCAGACGAGGCUCUGGAUCUACUGACAAAACUACUCCAAUUCACAGCUGACAGAAGACUCUCUGCACACUCUGCCGUCCACCAUCCCUUCGUCAAGAGAUUCCAUGAUGCUCGCAGUGAGCCAGUUCUGGACUGUGACGUGGUCCUCCAUCUUGACGACAACACUCAGCUGGCGGCUGACCGCUACAGAGACCGUCUCUACACUGCCAUCGCUGGAAGAGAUCGCGGAUGAGGAGAAGACGAGAGAAGAGAAAGGAGAGGGAGGGACCUGAUGAAGCCACACCCCGUCCCGCUGAGGCCACGUCCAGCUCUGAACGGGCCAAAAGUGCAGAUGGUGAUGUCACUCCCAAAGCUACCACAUCCAAGCAGGUCUUUGCAUCUCCAGUGAUAGCUAAGCCAUGGCCCUUCUCAAGCUCCUCCUACCAGAAACCCCGCCCACCAGCUAUUCUCCAUCACUCGUGUGUACAGACUCCAGACCUCACUCUUACCAGUGCUCGUAUUAUCCCAUCCUCCAGGCCAGACAGCAGCAGAGGAGGAACGAGAGGUGUGGCUCGUGGAGCACCCUCCAGGGUUGCCAUGGGAACCUACACUCAGACACACGGAAUCAUAUCAAAGUCGAACCUCAAACGACUCCUGGCAGGGGGCGGAGCUUAUCACCAUAGGAACUAAAAACAUAUUCAUUAGUCACUCCUUGAUGAUUUCUAUGAUCAUGAUGAACAGUAGUAUAAUGCGAUUACAAAGCAUAGGUCCUUCUCAGUUUAGUGGUUAAUAUUAAUGAUGAUGUAAUGGUGAUGUCAUAGUUUCAUCAGCAUAGCCUGUAGUGCUUGCCUGACCUUUGUUACCUGUGUUUCGUUAGCUUUCCUGACGGAUCUCUGCUGAAUGAGCUGGAUAUCUCUCUUGAGACCCUGCUGAGCCACGCCCCUCCCCUGGCUCUGUCUCUGUUCCAUGUCAGAGAGACUGGUCUGGAAUCGGGCCAUCAGACCUCGCAGAUCCUCCAUCCUUCUCUCAGUGGUGGAGAUGCCAGUGGCCAUGAGACUGAGAGUCUGUCCCAGAGACAGUAGACCCUGCUCACUGCGGCCCCACACACCACUCACAGUCUUCUCCACUGACGUCAGACACUUCACCACACCCUCGUUGUGGUUG